Molecule: messenger RNA, 2622 nt
Organism: Atta colombica
Lineage: Eukaryota; Metazoa; Arthropoda; Insecta; Hymenoptera; Formicidae
Product: probable serine/threonine-protein kinase mkcC
Exons: 5
Coding region: 178-2622 (814 amino acids)
Source: RefSeq, a predicted model, not a curated record
UGGCCGUUGAAAUAGGCGCGCAAAUACAGCUAAACUAUUUUGUGCGGAAUCCACUAAGCCCACGUUCAUGUUAGACCCAAAUCAUCGGAAAAGUGGUAAGAUCGGAUCGCGUUAGAGUGUCGGAGGUGCAUUCGUGAUAAGACGACUACGUGGCAAAAGGAUACGAAAUCAGGACGGAUGUCGCCCAGACGAACUCGAGCAGCAACGGCGGAACAAUCUGUUUCUACUAGAUCUAAGACACAAAAAGUAAAAGUAAGCCAGAAUGUGGCCAAGUCAGCACAGAAAAUCAGACAGUCUCAGAAGAAGAGGAAAUCUAAUGUUGAGAAUAAUUUGGAAACCGCUGCUAAGCAAAGUGCCAAAAAAGAAGUGCCAAAACCUGAUCUGAAGAUAACAUUCAAAAAGUCCACAAAGAAGAAAUCUAUUCGUCGAAAACUUAAUUUAAACAAAGAAACAGAUACAUCUGUAUUGCAAGAAGACCAGAAUAUGGAUCUCAGUGAAUCAAUCAGAAUAUUAAGAGACAAGCAUUGCAACAAUAUUGCAACGAUGGAAUUCAAGACUAACUUAUUUCAGUAUAAUGCCUCAAAUCGGAAUUCAGAGAAAAUGCUUAAUAAAAAAUUACAACGGAAUAUCUCUAUCACAAAUGCAAAAAUAUCGCCUGUUAUAGUUACUCCUAAGAGUACACCUCCCAAGCUUAGUCUUACACCACACAGAUCUAAAAAGACACCCAAAAAAUCACCAAUCUCCAUAGGUUCUCCAAAGACACACUCAAUAACUGUACCGAAGCUAUUUAAGAGUCCACGAAAGUUAUCUCUUGUUGUAGAUGAGGAUUCUGAGGAAAGUUUAGAAAAAUCAGAGAGUGAUUCUUAUAAUAAGAAAUCACGAAAGAGCAAAAAGAACACGCUAGACAAUAAUUCCAAGUCCAAUAAAAUUGCAUCAACAUCAUCAGCAACAAAAAAUAAUCGCAAGAAGUCUAGCUUAAAUUUAAUUUCACGUAAAUUCUCAAAAUCUCCGAAAAUAAUGUUGAAGUCUCCAAAAUCGAAAAAAUCAAAAUCACAUAAACUGAAAUUAUUAUCUUCAUCCCGGAGAGAAAAGAAUCCGUUUUCUGCUAGUCCUAAUACUACACCAAAUCUCGAGAAUGACAAAUCGUCCAAAAUUAGCUCAAAAAAAUCUCCUUUAUCCAAGGAAAAGAAUUUAUCAUCAAUUAAAAAUCCAAAAUUAAGUCCAAAAUUAACAAAGAUAUUGACGGUUUCACAAAUGAAAGAUGUGCUGGCUGAACCAGUAGUGGUAUUAGAUAAAUUAUCGUCCAAAAAUGUGAAACAAAAACAUGUGGUCGCUAGUAAAACUCGAAAUACUUCGAUCAAAAUAAAAUCUCCCUCAAAUGAGAGGAAUUUGAAGGUAAUAAUAAUACCAGUUGAGGACCAUGUUUCUGGAGGUACAUCUAAGCGAAAUUCUAAUUCUGAAUUAAGAAGUAAUAGUAUGGGGAUACCACGAAUUACCACGAACACUAACAGAACAUCAAGAAUUAAAUAUAAUGCAUUAAUACAAGGAAAGGCACCCUUAGUGUCGUCCACUCCACGAGAGGAACACAUGAUAUCAAGAAACAAUAGUUUGUCUGAUUCUAUUGGUUCUGUAAAUAAUAUUUCUCUUAAUACUAGAUCAAGAUAUAAAAAUCAAUCCAUUAUCCUAGCUAAUACAAUGGAUAGAAACACAGACAUUGAAAAUAUAUCUUCACCUUCUCUUUUUGAUGAUAAAGAUAUUAAUAAUACUCUAGAAAUUAGUCAAUUUCCCCUUGUAAAUGUCACAAAACUAAACAUUACUUACGAUAAGGAUAAUUCGAAGAAGCAAGAGAACCAUACCUAUGAAUUAGAACAACCACAGACACUAAACUUACGACAAAUGAUCAGCAGAAAGCGCAGUUCAGCUGACGCGAAUUUAAGUGUCUUGAAAGAUAACGUUAAAAAAGCUAAAGUGCGUUUUGUGGAUAUAUCAUCUAACGCAAAUAGUUCACGAAACUCAAUUAACAAGCUGAACGGAUCACGAUCGAGUAUAUCACAUAAUACUAAUGCACAGCAUAGAAACAAUGUUAUGAAUUCAACACAAAGAUCGAAAAAGACUGAAACUGCAAAAUUUAUUCGGAGUUCGCUGAUUUCUCCUUUCAAGAACUCAAAUCCAAGAAUACACAGAGACACAUCGAUUCAGUUAAAUGCAAUUCAAACACCAAAAACCUUUGCAUCAGUUGAAAAGAAAUCAGAGAAAAAAUCAUCGCUGAAAAAAGUACCAAAUUUCGGAAGGAUACAUGAGCAAAUGUUUGCUAAAUCAGAAUCGCUUGUAGAUGCAAAAAAACGUUUGGAAGCUAGACAUUUAGCGUUCACUGCUAACCAAUCAUUUUCAAAAGAUAGAAAGUCGGAACAGAAGAAACCAUUACCAAGCGACACUAAGGAUGGGAUUCAUAACAGAUUUGGAUUUAAAUUGAAAAAGUCAGAAGCUACGCAUCUUAUACUGAAAAAACAAACUGUUUUUUCAAGGCAAAAACAGCAACAUGAAAUGCGGAUGAUGCUGAAGGGUGUACGAACAAAUCGACGGUUUGAAUUGCAAAUGAAGUCUCGAAACAUAAAUUCGUGA